This is a messenger RNA of Benincasa hispida (wax gourd), 1014 nucleotides long. RefSeq lists its product as uncharacterized. Lineage: Eukaryota; Viridiplantae; Streptophyta; Magnoliopsida; Cucurbitales; Cucurbitaceae. The record is from RefSeq and is a predicted model, not a curated record.
AUGAUUAUUAUAAUUAUUGGAGUAGCAUUUCUAGUAGGAAUUGUUGGAUGGGUUUAUGUAGCAUUGAAACCUCCAGCAUCAAAGAUAUGUGGAACACCAAAAGGGCCUCCAAUAACUUCACCUAGGGUUAAGCUCAAUGAUGGCAGACAUUUGGCCUACAAAGAAUUUGGAGUUCCUAAGGAAAUGGCUCAACACAAAAUCAUUUUGUCACAUGGCUAUGAUACUUCCAAACAUAUGCACAUAGCUCUUUCUCAAGAACUCAUGGAGGAACUUAAUGCGUGCAUUAUAUUAUAUGAUAGAGCUGGAUAUGGAGACAGUGAUCCAUAUCCAUCACGUACAGCUAAAUCUGAAGCAUUUGACAUUCAAGAAUUGGCAGAUAAAUUGGAGCUUGGUACCAAAUUUUAUGUAAUUGGAUGUUCAUUGGGAGCCUAUCCUAUUUGGAGUUGUCUUAAAUACAUCCCACACAGACUCAUAGGAGCUUCCUUGGUAGUUCCUUUUGUGAAUUAUUGGUGGCAUGCAACUCCAUCAGCUUUAUUAACAAAGUCAUUUAAGCAGCUUCCUAAAUCUUUCCAACUUGCAUUUGGAAUUGCACAUUACACACCAUGGUUAUAUUUUUGGUGGACUAAACAAAAAUGGUUCCCAUCAAUGGUGGAUGAAGGAAUGUUCACUGAUUCUGAUCUAGAAUUAUUCAUGGGAGUAAUGGACUGCCCAAAUAAUCAUCCGGAAAAAAGAAGAAAACAAGGUGAAUAUGAAUGUCUUCACCGAGACAUAUUGGUUGCUUUUGGAAAAUGGGAUUUUGAUCCAAUUGAAUUGACCAAUCCAUUCACUCACAAUAAGGGCUGUGUUCAUAUGUGGCAAGGCAGUGCAGAUCGUGUAGUCCCAGUUGAACUUAAUCAUUUUAUAGCAAAGAAACUUCCAUGGAUUCAAUAUCAUGAGAUUCCCAAUGCUGGCCAUUUAUUAGUUCAUGACGAUGAAAGCUUUGAAGCCAUACUAAGGGCACUUCUAGCUGGAUAA